Messenger RNA from Schistocerca serialis cubense, 1893 nucleotides. RefSeq lists its product as uncharacterized. NCBI's taxonomy places the organism in Eukaryota, Metazoa, Arthropoda, Insecta, Orthoptera, Acrididae. Bases 532 to 1893 code for a protein of 453 amino acids. The record is from RefSeq and is a predicted model, not a curated record. The transcript has 10 exons. Gene Ontology annotation, molecular function: peptidase inhibitor activity.
GUCACCGCCAGACACCACACUUGCUAGGUGGUAGCUUAAAUCGGCCGCGGUCCAUUUAGUACAUGUCGGACCCGCGUGUCGCCACUGUGUAAUCGCAGACCUAGCGCCACCACCAAGGCAGGUCUCGUGAUACGAGAGAGCACUCGCCCCCAGUUGUACGAGAACCUAGCUACAGACCAGAUGUACGAAGCCUUUCUCUCUCAUUAGCCGAGAGACAGAAUAGCCAUCAGCUAAGUUAAUGGCUACGAACUAGCAAGGCGCCAUUAGCCAUACAGUGAUUGUACUUAAAGUCUCCUGUGUAUCGUCAAGAUCGAUGUACCACAAGGAAUGAGUAAAGUUAAGUAUUAAACCUGCUCCGUACUUUUCUUCCUAACAUUAAUUGCGUAUCCUGUUCCAGUACUUCACGCCCGUCUGCGUUAGUCUAGCUUGCCUUUUCAGCCAUCUCAACUUCACGGUGUCGGCCCAGCUACCGACACAACAUUGGCGACGAGGGAAAAGAGUUCUUUCUGAUUGCUUACAUUUAAUUGUGUCAUGGCUUCGCCACAUUCUCCAGAUGUACUGUCCGAAUUUUAUCGCUUGCAGAAUCAGAAGACGCAGGCGUUACUGGAUGCCCUUGGACAGCUCGUCCAGGGUCAACGUACCAUUCAAACCGAUGCGGCCGCCGCCGCUUCUUCGCUACCGCUGCCACUAAACGCUGUUGCACCUCCCUUUCGACCAUACGUGGCAGCCAAUGAGACCUGGCACGAGUGGUCUCGCCAGUUCAACUUUCAUCUAGCAGCCUACAGAAUUCAAGAUGCCGCCUGCUUCCCCGAAGAAAUGGAGGAUCCUCAGAUCAAGUGCGCAUGUGUCCUGAAAGGGUACGGUUCAGAAGAGGACAAAGCGCAGUGUUUGGGACGCGAAACUGUCGAGGGACGCCAGCUGGCGCGAGUGAAGCGGUGGAUCUUCCGAAUGUCCAACAGCAACAGAGGCCAGUGCGACAACCAGAACAACACGGUGUCCUGCGCGGAGACGUCUGGCAUCGAUGGAACACAUCAGCAGCGGCCCAGUCUGGUGGACCGGGUUUGCGAACCCGGGAGGAUCUUCAUGCAAGGCUGCAACACGUGCCAGUGCAACACCCAAGGCACCGCAGCUAUCUGCACGCAGAAGGUGUGCUACGAGAAGUGCCGUCCUGGAAGCAUCAAGUUCGUUAAUUGCAACGUCUGCUUGUGCCACCCGUACGACUGGAAGUGCACCAACAUGAAGUGUCCGUCAAAACCGACGCUCUGCCCGUCGUCAGCUGUCAAGGAUCACCCCGCCUGCAGACAAGGAGGAAGAUACAAGAGAGAACUACGAACAGAAACAUCCACCAAGUCUUACGUGUGCUUGGGCAAAAAAUCUCAUCUCAAGAACUGCAACACUUGUAGACCGCCAGGCUGCCAGCCAAAUGUAGACAAACCAAAACCUGUCACUACAAAUGUACGAACGCCGCCAGUCUGCCUACCGGAGAAGUCGUACCUGAAGAACUGCAACACCUGCCGCUGCCCCGAUGGCUCGGGCUACCCCUGUAAGUCGGGCAAUUGCCAGCGGGGCGUGAUGUUGAAGCCGGCCGGUCUGCGGCCCGGUCUGAGGCGCAGCGCCCAGCAGCGCCAGCCACAGCCAGAACCGGAGGAGGUCGACUACUCACAGACGCUCGGUUUCAGAAGGAAGCGAAGCCCCCAGAUAUCCUGGAGAGAGCGACCUGGGCUGAGAUGCGUGUCUCUCGCACAGAGAGGUGUAAGAGGCUUCAACCAAGCGACUCAGUGCGUACCAGGAACGAGCUUCAUGCUGAGCUGCAACAGAUGCAUCUGCAGACGGUCCGGCAGGAGCGCAAUUUGCACCAAAUUCAACUGCCUCGAGAGAGCGCAGGAAGAUUGA